Molecule: messenger RNA, 3343 nt
Organism: Scatophagus argus
Lineage: Eukaryota; Metazoa; Chordata; Actinopteri; Scatophagidae
Gene: herpud1
Product: homocysteine-inducible, endoplasmic reticulum stress-inducible, ubiquitin-like domain member 1
Exons: 8
Coding region: 336-1616 (426 amino acids)
Biological process (GO): endoplasmic reticulum unfolded protein response; endoplasmic reticulum calcium ion homeostasis; negative regulation of endoplasmic reticulum stress-induced intrinsic apoptotic signaling pathway
Cellular component (GO): endoplasmic reticulum membrane
Molecular function (GO): transmembrane transporter binding
Source: RefSeq, a predicted model, not a curated record
CUUUUCUGAAUAAACGAUCCUCGGAACCACAACAAAUAAUUGCGCAUGCUCACCGGAUGACGAUUCCCCGAGCCUCCACGUCUGAACAUGAGCGGAAGGCAACCAAUCAGAAGCGGCCACAGUGUGUUUGGAAACAACAUUCUGCCCUGCCAAGGUCCCGUAUGACAAAUAUCAGAAAGACGCCUCUCGAUUCAGCUGAGUGUCGCAAGUUUCUCCUUAGAGACAGUUUGCGUUGCUUUUCAUCUGUCAUCUGCUGACAGGUUGUACCGAGAGGCACCUUCUUAUUACAGUUGUCGCGAGUAAACAGUUUUACCGUAACGGGUGAUAGAUUGAAAAUGGAUGUGGGAGACACUGAACAAAAGACGAUUACUCUUUUCAUAAAAACGCCCAACCAGGCUCACGAGAACCAAACCGUCGAAGGCGUGUGUCUGAGCUGGACUGUGAAGGACCUAAAAACGCAUUUGUCUUCUGUUUACCCAACCAGACCGGCGGUGAGUGACCAGAGGCUUAUCUAUGCUGGUAAACUGCUACCCGACCAUCUGCACAUUAAAGAUCUCUUCAGACAGACUGACUCUAUUCCCACACUCCACCUUGUGUGUACUUUUGGGAAUCAACUCCAAGGACAACUGGGUGCUAGACCAAAGACCACAAAGACAGAACAGUCAUGUUCCAGUAGUUCCUCCUCCACAGUCCGGACUCCCAGCACACCAGAGCUGAGGCAGAGGAGGCAGACAUCUCCACCUUCAGCUGCUGCUCCAGCUCACCCACACAUUCCAUUGUCUCCACCAGGAACUCCUUCAUGGCCUUCUGCUGCAGUGCCUGGAGCACCACAGAUGAACCAACCAGCCUUUCCCACCUACUCCCUGUACAGCCCUCAACAGUUACUGUGGCUGCAGCACGUCUACGCUAGACAGUAUUACAUGCAAUACCACGCAGCAUUGGCAGCAGCAGGCACCAUCCCCUCUGCACCAGCUACAACCACUGGCCAGUAUCCACCUGUUCCCGCCCAUCAAGUACCUGUCCCUGCCCCUGCCCCUUUAGCCAAUCAGAACCCCAUCAACAACUUGCCAGCAAAUCAGAACCCAGUGCAGGAUGGUGCUUUCAUCAAUCCCGGUGAGGCCAACCAGAACAUGCGGCUGAACGCGCAGGGCGGGCCUGUAAUGGAAGACGAGGAGGAUGUGGAGCGCGAUUGGCUGGACUGGUUGUACUCGGCUGCAAGAUUCGGCGUUCUGCUCGUGAUCGUGUACUUCAAUUCCAGCCUGAGUCGCUUUCUGCUGGUGAUGGGUGCCCUCCUCUUCAUGUACCUACACACAGCUGGUUGGUUUGCCGUCAGAAGGCGAGUUCAGGUCCAAGGGCCCAACAAUCUGCAGCCCCCUGAGGUCCAACACAACCAGCAGAACGAGAACAGGAACCAAAACCCAAAUCCGGCUGGCGAGCUUGCUGACAGACAGAGGGAGGAACCUGCAGCUGCAGUAGGUGGAUUGGAUGGACGAGGACCAAUGAUGGCAGUUUUAGUGCCUCCUCACAGGGUGUCAGUCAUGUGGACGGCCUGGGUUUUCUUCAAAUCUUUCUUUUCCUCCCUCAUACCCGAGGGUCCUCAGGCUGUGGCCAACUGACCGCCUGGGACAGAUAGAGACAGCAGACUGUUUUGGUUUUUGUUUUUUUGCAAUAAAUCCAUGGAGUUGUUGGCUUGAAAAGCUGGAGUUGUCAACUCAACAAUGAGUAGAAAACAUGGCAUUGUAUGGAUGUGCAUCAACAAUGACUCAGACUUCCCAAAAUGAAACACCAGCAAAACAAGGCAAUACCAGACUCUUGAAUUUCCAAAAAUGUGAAUUGGAAACAAAAAACAAAAGGACAACAACAUCAGACAGCAUCCCCAGCCAUCCCAUUUUUCCUUCCGAAACACACACUGUCUAUUGAGUGUUGGUAAACCCAACCCUUUUUCUGUAUGAGAUGCCCUCAUGAGACAAGUACAGCAGAACAUCAAGACUGCUCCUUUAUCUGUGAAUCAGAAGAUGGCAGCUGAGGAUAAAAAAACAAUAAACUGCUUAUCUGAUGCUGUUAGACAGUUGUGCUGAAAUUAUGGGUUUAUGUACACGGUCUUUCAGAUUCCCUAUUAUUUAAAAUCAGCGUAAAGAAGAAGAAAAUGAUCCAGAUGAAUUCUGUCACACAUAAUGAGUCAUAUUCACUGGAAUUAAAAAUCCAUGCACAGUCAGAACUCAGUGCUGUAUCUAAAGGCUUUCUGAGUGUGAAUUCUGUUUGUCCGGGGACAGAUUUAGCUCUUAACUAGCCCUUAACGCGUGGUGCUUUGGUCUGACCACAGCUGUAAAAGUAAGACAGAUGUUGUUUUCACUUGUUUGACAGACUGUGCUUCUGUCGACCACAGAAUCAUGAGACCAAAAGACUUAGAACUUAAGUUACAGAAUGAAAAUAUUCAACAUGGAAAGGCUUUAAUUUUACAAGAUUUUACAUAUUUUGUUAAGACAACAAAAUAUGAUAUUCAAGUUAUUUUGGCCUUUAUUUGCUUUGGCACAGUCAGUGUUUUAAGUGAAUAAUAUAGCCUCAAUGCCAGCUGACACUGACUGUGACUGGAACUUAGUUCACAAACAAAACUUGACAAGGAGAACAAAUCAUGAACAAAAAUGUCAUCAUUCACACAAUAUAAAAAGUGAACGUCAGGUGAUGGUGAUUGUGACCAAAUACAAAGUGGACUGCUUCCUUCUGCCAAAUUUUUGUUGUCAUAGUUUAAAAAUGUUUUGUAAAUAUAUAUAUAUACACAAAGCACUUUAGAACAUGUAUGUUAUGCAAACAUCUUUGCAUGUAGAGGGGUAAUGACUUCUUCAUGUGUAGAUUUCUAAUAUAUAUCUAAUACUCAGAGGGCUCAAAGGUUUUCUUCCAGAGAGGAGACUAAGUUUCAGGUCAAGUCUAUAAUCAUUCACUUAACAUUACAGAAAAUUGUAAACUUAAGGCAGUGCAGUGAAGCUACUCCACAUCAUUCCUACUGCACCUGCCAUUUUUAAGCAAUUUUAUCUGAUAUUGAUUGAGAAACCAUGGCUUUUACCAUCUUCUCUAAACAAUGUCAUUGUAUAAGGUUUAUUACUCCUUUCAAGUAAAUAAGAUAAAAGUCAGGUCAUAGUAAAGUCAGCACUCUGAUUCCCUUUGGACAGUGACAGUAGUUUGUGACACUGGUCACAAUGUCUAAUUGGAAAUUUUAAUGUUUUAGGUUUUUUUUUGUUUGUUUGUUUGGCUUUGUGUGAGAAUUGCUUAUUGAUGGAUGUGUAGAAUGAAGUGUGUGUUUAGAGCUUGCAAUAAUGGAUGCAAUAAAUAUUCUUAACAGCUUUAA